CACCCCCGUGGGGAACAUGGUGCCCUAGCAGCGCCGGGACCAUGUCGGAAGCGGCCCGGAGCCACCUGCAGCGCUGGGGCGCCAGUUUCAGAAAGGGGACCGACUUCGACUCUUGGGGGCAGCUGGUGGAGGCGAUAGAUGAGUAUCAGAUUUUGGCAAGACACCUACAGAAGGAGGCUCAAUCUCAACCCAACAACUCAGAGUUCACAGAAGAUCAAAAGAAGAUCUUAGCUAAGAUUGCAACAUGCCUGGAAUUAAGGAGUGCAGCUUUGCAGUCUACACAGUCCCAAGAAGGAUUUAAGCUAGAGGAUCUGAAGAAACUAGAACCAAUCCUAAAGAAUAUUCUCACCUAUAAUAAAGAGUUCCCCUUUGAUAUUCAGCCCGUUCCACCAAGGAAGAUUUUAGCUCCUGGUGAAGAGGAAGACUUGGAGUUUGAGGAAGAUGAGGAGGAAGGUGGAGCUGGAGCAGGCUCUCCAGACACAUUUCCUGCUAGAGUUCCAGGUAGGGAAAACAGUACUUUAUUACCCAGAUUGCCAUCUGAACCUGGGAUGAUGUUGCUUACUAUCAAAAUUGAGAAAAUUGGUCUUAAGGAUGCUGGGCAGUGCAUUGAUCCCUAUAUCACAGUUAGUGUGAAAGAUCUGAAUGGAAUAGAACUUACUCCUGUGCAAGACACACCUGUUGCGUCGAGGAAGGAGGAUACAUAUAUUCAUUUUAAUGUAGACAUUGAGAUUCAGAAACAUGUUGAAAAAUUAACAAAAGGUGCAGCUAUUUUCUUUGAAUUCAAACACUAUAAGCCUAAGAAAAGAUUCACUAGUACCAAGUGCUUUGCCUUCAUGGAAAUGGAUGAAAUUAAACCUGGGCCAAUGGUCAUAGAACUGUACAAAAAACCCACUGACUUCAAAAGGAAGAAACUUCAGUUGUUGACUAAGAAGCCACUAUAUCUUCACCUUCAUCAAACACUACACAAAGAGUGACUCUUGUGAACUGAACCACUUGCCACAAAACCACAGUAGCUGCCUCUGUAGCAUUGAACCUUCAGCAGGCAGGAA
This is a messenger RNA of Euleptes europaea (tarantolino), 1049 nucleotides long. RefSeq names its product axin interactor, dorsalization associated (gene AIDA). The record is from RefSeq and is a predicted model, not a curated record. Gene Ontology annotation, biological process: determination of ventral identity. NCBI's taxonomy places the organism in Eukaryota, Metazoa, Chordata, Lepidosauria, Squamata, Sphaerodactylidae. Gene Ontology annotation, cellular component: membrane. Gene Ontology annotation, molecular function: phosphatidylinositol binding. The transcript has 10 exons. Bases 42 to 974 code for a protein of 310 amino acids.